Hydra vulgaris (swiftwater hydra) is the source of this 1449-nucleotide messenger RNA. RefSeq names its product suppressor of SWI4 1 homolog. Gene Ontology annotation, molecular function: rRNA binding. Gene Ontology annotation, biological process: rRNA processing; ribosomal large subunit assembly. Lineage: Eukaryota; Metazoa; Cnidaria; Hydrozoa; Anthoathecata; Hydridae. The record is from RefSeq and is a predicted model, not a curated record. Gene Ontology annotation, cellular component: preribosome, large subunit precursor.
AAUCUUUUUUAUUUAGAAAAAUAAACAUAUAAGUAUAUAUUAGUUAGAUAAUUUGUUGAGCUAUGGGAAGAUCUUCUAAAAAGAAAAAAAAGACAGUUAAACCUGCUGGAGAAAUAACUGAUAACUCCAUUCCACGCUCCUUUGUAUUUAAUCGUGGUGAAGUAGGGGUUACUCUUCAAAAAUUGAUUAAAGAUAUUAGGCGCUUAAUGGAGCCAUAUACUGCGACUAAUCUUAAGGUUACUAAAAGCAAUGUUUUGAAAGAUUUUGUUCAUAUUGCUGGUCCCUAUGGAAUCUCGCAUUUUAUAAUAUUCUCAAAAACUGAAAAAUCACCAUAUAUGAAAAUUGUUCGUUUGCCUAGAGGACCAACGCUUACUUUUAGAAUUAAUGAGUAUUCUCUUAUGAAAGAUAUUACAUCGAUUUUACGCCGACCAAAAACUAUUGGGCAACAGUUCAAGUUUCCUCCAUUGGUGGUUAUGAAUAACUUUGCAACAGAAGCAGUAGAAAUGAAAUUAAUGACAACAGUAUUUCAAAAUAUGUUCCCUUCUAUAAAAGUGCAAAAGGUUAAGUUAGCUGAAAUACGCCGUUGUGCAAUGUUUAAUUUUGAUCAAGAAUCUGGAUGCAUUGAUUUUCGUCAUUAUAACAUUGAAGCGAUUCCUGUUGGUAUUAGUAAAGGUGUUAUGAAGCUGAUGAAAAAUAAAAUUCCAAAUCUUAGUUCUUUGAAUGACAUAAGUGACUUGGUAACUGGAGCUGCGUAUUUAUCUGAAAGUGAAGGAGAAGAGCCUACAGACUCUCAUGUUACACUCCCUCAAAGAUUACCUGGUAGAGGAAAUACAAAAUCAGGACAAAGUGCUGUCAAAUUAACAGAGCUUGGUCCACGUUUGAAAUUGGAACUAUUAAAGAUAGAAGAAGGAGUAAGUGGUGGAGAGGUGCUUUACCACAAAUACAUUCAAAAGUCCGAAGAAGAAAUCAAACAAUUAAAAAAGAAAAAAGAAAAAGAGAGGUCAUUGAAACAGAUGCGUAAGAAACAACAAGAAGCCAAUGUUAUUAAAAAAGAAAAAGAAAAAGAAGAGAACAAAUCCCGUAGUUUAGCUGGCAUGAAACGAAAGGCAGAAGAUGUUGAGAAUAAUGAACUUAGUAAUGAGGAAGAUCCUAAAGUAUCUGAUAGUGAAGAUGACGAUGUAGAAUACUUUAAAAAAGAAGUUGGUGAAGAACCAGAACAAGAUUUGUUGAAGAAUAAACCAAAAAAACGGAAAAUAACUAAUUUUUCAUCAAAGGAUCACCAAAAAGAAAAAAAACGUGUUCAAAGCUUCAAAAGUAAAAAAAAAAAUGUCAUCUCGGGUAAAAAAGUAAAAAACCAUCAGACAAAUAAGAAAAAGCAGGUGAAGAACUGAAGUUGUGUAAAUAGACUAUUUUAAGGCAAAAUAAAUAAUUGAUUGGUAUAUUUGUGUA